Molecule: messenger RNA, 2339 nt
Organism: Ylistrum balloti
Lineage: Eukaryota; Metazoa; Mollusca; Bivalvia; Pectinida; Pectinidae
Product: heat shock 70 kDa protein 12A-like
Exons: 5
Coding region: 65-1810 (581 amino acids)
Molecular function (GO): ATP-dependent protein folding chaperone; ATP binding
Source: RefSeq, a predicted model, not a curated record
UUUAGUGUCGGGCGUCGUCAUGAUAUGAAAGGAAAUCACUUCUUUAUAAGAUACAACACUGCUUAUGAUGGCGACUGGUGGGGCAUCAAAGAUUCUCUUUGUGGCUGCCAUAGACUUUGGGACUACGUAUUCUGGGUACGCCUUUGCGUCGAAGGCAGAUUUGGACAAAAAACUUGAGGAAGGUGAAGACGUUCCCAUUCAGGCCAAUAUAUGGAACGCUGGGGCGAGGUCCCUCUUGUCCAGUAAGGCACCGACAGCUCUGUUAUUGAAACCAGAUAAAUCUUUCCAAUCGUUUGGAUACGAUGCAGAGAAUGACUACUCACAGCUUGUGGAAGAGGAGGAGCACGAAGACUAUUAUUAUUUUCACAGAUUUAAGAUGAUUCUUCACGACAACCCGAACCUGCGAAAGGAUACUUUAGUUAAGGAUACCACCGGGAAAAGUCUCCCUGCCAUUGAUGUAUUUUCUCAUUCCAUCAAAUUCCUCAAACAACAUUUAUUUGAUACAAUAAACAACCAUAUCGGUGGCGAACUGAAGGAAGAGGACAUUCAAUAUGUACUUACUGUGCCAGCUAUCUGGGACGACAAAGCCAAACAGUUCAUGCGGGAAGCGGCCAGAAAGGGUGGAAUAAGCGGUGACCAGCUGAUGAUUGCCCUGGAACCUGAGGCUGCAUCUAUUCACUGUCAGAACAUUCCACUUGGCAAGGGAGGAGGAGAAGCCACAUACAUGGUGGUAGAUGUAGGAGGUGGCACUGCCGACAUCACGGUACAUCAACGGAGCCGCCUAGGAGGGCACAGUGAACUGAAGGAGCUGCAUCAGGCAACAGGAGGUGCAUAUGGAGGUAAAUCCGUAGACGACGCGUUUGAAAAAUUUCUUUGUGAAAUCAUUGGGAAAGGAAAACUGAAAAAACUUCGAGAACAAAGUAUGGAGGACUACAUUGAUAUUUUUCGUGAAUUCGAAACCAAAAAGCGUAGUUUUGCUUCCUCAACAACGAGGGAGAAAGAGUCUUUUUCGCUUCCUGUUACACUAACAAGUAUGGUGAAAUCGGACAUGAAAUUGAAAACAAUGGACGCAGCCAUCAAACAAAGCCCAUAUGGUGAACAGUUGGCAUUUUCUCAUCACAAACUACAAAUUUCUAGCGAAUUAUUUCGAAAUCUUUUCCAACCUACCAUUGCCGGAAUUUUAGAACACAUGGAGAAGAUAUUCUACGAUAGCAAAUUUCAACAUGUUGACACAAUUGUGAUGGUGGGUGGAUUUUCGGAAUGUAAACUUGUACAGGACUCCAUUAAAAAACGUUUUACAUUGAAAAGGAUAAUUAUACCACAUGAUCCCGGUCUGGCCGUAUUAAAAGGAGCUGUACUUUUUGGUCACAAACCACGUACAAUCGGUUGCAGAGUCGCUCGUUACACGUACGGUGUCCAGAGCUGGCCUGCUUACAACGACUACUAUCGCAGAGAUAAGCGGGUCGUUGUUGAAGGAGUUGCACGAUGCAAAGAUGUCUUCUUAGUAUAUGUCGAAAAAGGCCAACAAUUAACUCCAGGACAUUCCGAAUCCCAGGUUUUCCGAGCACUGAAGGCAGACGAGGAAUGUCUACAGUGUGCAGUUUACAUCUCUGACCAAAAGAGUCCUACGUACGUGGACGAACCAGGCUGUCGACUGUUAGGUAUCCUGACGGUUCCGCUGGAUCAGUCUGGUCCAGGCCCAGCCGAGGUCGAGGAGACGCUUGUAUUCGGUGAGACAGAACUGUAUGUGAAGGCGAAGGACAUAAAGACUGGUAAUAAAUACCAGACUCAGUUUGAUCUACUGCAUUGAUCCUGAUUCUGCAUUGAUGUAUUGUACAGCUGAACUGACGGAUGAUAUACUGUACCAAUGCUAGAUUUAACAGAACUUCUCUGUAUUCAUCGAGAAAUACUGUGGCUAAUGCAGAAAAUGUACUUUCCAACACAUGUAAUCCAGAAUACCACUCUCCCUCAACAGAUUGUGUCAGCUUCAUUCCAAUGCAAAUCCCAUCCCUGCCACUGCGAACACCACCCCAAUCCUCUCAGCGUCACCAUCGUGCGGUCGCCGCCUGCCCUUUUUACUGACUCGGUCGCAGCAGAUAUGUACAGCUGUCGCUCAAAAAUUGAAAUGUUUCCUGAACUAUAUGAUACGCUUAAAGUCGACAAGUUAUAUAUCGACGAGAUUCUCUCUACUACCGUUACUCGCACAGUCGUCAGAACGUCAACAUCUAUCGCCUUACUUUGGGAGGCAUUACAAGAGGUCUUAAUCUUGGACAUCAUGAAAACCACGAUGUCGCGAACUCUUUUAUUAAAAUAAUCUUUCUGAAUUCUGUGACAUUAAA